Messenger RNA from Patiria miniata (bat star), 2796 nucleotides. Its product is annotated as carnitine O-palmitoyltransferase 2, mitochondrial-like. Bases 149 to 2230 code for a protein of 693 amino acids. The transcript has 14 exons. Lineage: Eukaryota; Metazoa; Echinodermata; Asteroidea; Valvatida; Asterinidae. Gene Ontology annotation, biological process: fatty acid beta-oxidation. The record is from RefSeq and is a predicted model, not a curated record. Gene Ontology annotation, molecular function: carnitine O-palmitoyltransferase activity. Gene Ontology annotation, cellular component: mitochondrion.
CCCAUUUUAUUUCGGAUCUUUCUGCUGAUGCAGCGUUCGACCGGCCUGUGGCGUUUGAGAAAUAACAUGAUCAACCGAGUGGACGUGCUUCUGUCGAGUGUCAUGCCUGUGAUUCUGGUGGACGAAAUUCUGAGAGUCUAAAAACUGUAUGGCUCGUUGGUUGACCCACUGCCAUCAGGUACAUGUACGUGACGUAGGCAGAAAAGCAUUGGACUUAUUGACAGAGGGAUUGGGCAGCUGCUCUGGUGUCACCAAUACAAUGCGAACUCCUUGCAACACGAGACUUGUGAACAGACUAAGGACAAGAUGGUGUUCAAGUUCAUCUGCCGCCUCAACGAUGGACUACCUUCAUGCUCUAAGCCCGGUUCCUACAAUGAUCUUUCAGCCAGCUAUUCCCCAGGUGCCCAUUCCAUCUCUGCAGGACACUUGCCAGCGUUACCUGGCUAGCCAGUGGGCAUUUCUCAACCCCAGAGAAUUUGCCGAGACGAAAACCCUCGUCGGGGAAUUCGAGAAGGGGGCAGGCGUUGAUCUCAACAAUGAAUUGCUAGAACUGAACAAGAAAAACAGCCACACGAGCUACAUUACAGAUUUCUGGAUGGAUGUCUACCUCAGGUAUAGGGACUCGGUGAUUCUGAAAACCAGCCCUAUGACAUUUAUCACCAACGAUCACAGACCAGAGUAUAUGGAUCAGACGAUAAGAGCAACCAAUGUCAUUGUUUCCUUGCUGAGAUUCUUGAAGACCUUGAGAGAAGACAAACUCUUCCCGGACGUCGUUCACAAGAACCCCGCCGUCACUGAUACCGAGGGUUUCUGGAGGUCGUUCAGGUCACUGUCAGCAGAAGAUGCUUACCGGCAUGCAGUGGACAGCAGUGUGCAGCCCUUGGACAUGAGUCAGUUUACCAGGAUCUUUAAUGCUACACGGAUACCCAGGAACAACAGGGAUGAGCUGUACAAAGAUGACACCAAGCGCCACUUGCUGGUGAUAGCCAACAGCCACAUGUAUGUCCUUGAUGUCUUGGACAGUGAUGGUAGUCUGGUUCCGGGACAAGACAUCAGGGCUAAUCUUCAGUACAUUCUCAACAAUUCCAGCUCCUUACCGCCACCAGAACACCCCAUCGGGUACCUGACCACAGAACACCGUGACACGUGGACGCGACUCCGUGAAAAGCUACUUGCAGUGUGCCCAGAUAAUGAGGAAACUGUGAGGCUGAUUGACUCUGCAUUAUUCUGCGUGUGUCUGGAGGAUGACACAGAUGAUAGUAAGGAGCAGCUGGCCAGGAAAGGAUUGUAUGGAAAUGCAGGCAACAGGUGGUUUGACAAACCGUUCCAGCUGAUUGUAACAUCAGAUGGCCAAUUGAUGACAAACAUCGAGCAUUCAUGGGGGAACGGUGUCACCCUGAAGAGGUUAUUCACGGAUGCGUAUGAGGACGCUGUUAGCAGACCUGCCAUCACACCGGGGGGAACUACACAUACCAGUAGCGUAGACAGCUCAAAAAGUGUGAGCAAGCUAGAGUUCAAGCUGGACUCAGCGCUCUGCCAAGGAAUUGAAGAGGCCAAGGCUAACCACGCAUUGGCUACCAGCCAGCUGAACGUACAGUGGGUGCAGUAUCCGAGAUAUGGCAGUUCCUUCAUGAAGAAGUGCGGAGUGAGCCCAGAUGCCGUGGCACAGCUGGCUUUACAGAUGGCAUACCAUCGAGUCACUGGUGGCGUCGCAGCAACAUACGAGUCCUGCAGCACUUCCAUGUUCAAGCACGGCCGCACAGAGACCAUCCGCUCAGCAACAGCAGAAACCAAGAGUUGCACAGAGGCUUUCUACAAAAACUCCGGUGUCAACAUGGACGAGAAGAGAAGUCUGGUAAAGGCCUGCUCUGAUAAACACCGACUUCUGUCCAAGGAAGCUAUCCAAGGCCAAGGCUGGGACCGUCAUCUCUUUGCCCUGCGCUGCCUGGCUACGGUCACAGGCAGACCCAUGCCGGCAGUAUUCCAGGACCCGGCCUACGCCAACAUCAACACCAUCACGCUGUCAACAAGUACCACGGGCAUCUCCAAGAGUUCAGCCGGGGCGGCUUUCGCACCGGUAUCCCCUGGCGGGCUCGGUGUGGCUUACACUGUGACGGGAGAUGGUGUGAGUUGGAUGGGGACCAGCUACUCUGCCUCGCCGAGUCUGUCAGACUUUGCCAGGAGCGUCCAUGAAGCAUACGAUGACCUGUACGAGGUUAUGAGUUACUAAACGUAAUUGUUUCAGUCUGGGUACAUUUGUACAUUAUGACUAACUAGAGGACCACAUGUAUAAGUCAUUAGAGAGGAUUCACAUGCAAACGGAUACGUUUAGUGCGACGGAUACUUCAUCAGUUAUGAUGUCAUACGCCGCUCACUUUCCGCUAAACGUGCAGACGACACGCAUAUCCCGCUCGCUACACUUAAGUAAAAAACAGAUACGGAUAGCUAAACGUAAGUGUUAAGCGUAUCCGUUCGCUUGUGAAACCUCCCUAUUACUGAUGGUGUUACGUACCACAUUUGCACACAGGUGGUAUAUGCACACACUCGUUGAUCCUACAACCAAUAGUGUUUUCAAAUUACACACAUGCCUGAAAUUAAAAACAGCACGUCCAAUUCAACAUCCAUGUGUCCAUCAUGCGUGAAACAUAUGCGCAUUGUGUGUGCUUUAACAUCACGCUUACGUACAUGUACACAUGGAUUUUAAGAGUGCACAUCACGGUUAGGCAACUGGUAAACGUACAACUCACUGCGCAAACAGACACACGGAUUUUAGGCCGUAGUCUGUAUUGUAUUAAA